AUGUCUGGAGAACCCAAUGCUGCUUGGCCUCUCGCCGACGAGAGCCUCACCCAGAACAUUCUGGAUCUCGUCCAGCAGGCGUCUCACUACCGCCAGCUGAAGAAGGGUGCCAACGAAGCCACCAAGACGCUGAACCGCGGUACUGCCGAGAUUGUGAUUCUUGCCGCCGACUGCAACCCCUUGGCCAUCCUCCUUCAUCUGCCCCUGCUCGCCGAGGACAAGAACACGCCGUACGUGUUCGUCCCCAGCAAGCUUGCUCUGGGACGCGCGACCGGCGUGUCUCGCCCCGUGAUCGCUGCCAGCAUCACCACCAACGAGGCCAGUGAUCUUAUGGGACAGAUCAGAACCAUCAAGGACAAGGUUGAGAGACUCAUGAUCUAAGAUGGGUAGGGGUGGAAUCCAAGGGCCUGGGCUGUUGUCCGUCGAUCUCUCCUAGCCUCGAGCCGGGCUACACGGCGUUGGGGGCAGGAUAAUGACAAUAGAGCUUGCUAUGUUCUCUGAUUCAAUCAACCAUCGAUUUUCCUGGAUAUCGACUUCCGCAGCCCAUGCGAAAUGGGUGUAAUCGUAGCCACCGGGCAGGAUGUGCCGGAUGUGCCGUGAAGGGGCGGAUAUCCUUCAGUCCAACGCACGGCGCAGCACACCGCCACGGGUCAUUCGACCACCGCCCCGCCGACUCGGUGAUU
Aspergillus steynii IBT 23096 is the source of this 683-nucleotide messenger RNA. RefSeq names its product ribonucleoprotein-associated protein. Lineage: Eukaryota; Fungi; Ascomycota; Eurotiomycetes; Eurotiales; Aspergillaceae. Gene Ontology annotation, cellular component: nucleolus; box C/D methylation guide snoRNP complex; small-subunit processome. Gene Ontology annotation, biological process: mRNA splicing, via spliceosome; maturation of SSU-rRNA. The transcript has 3 exons. The coding region runs from base 1 to 381 and encodes 126 amino acids. Gene Ontology annotation, molecular function: RNA binding. The record is from RefSeq and is a predicted model, not a curated record.